Protopterus annectens (West African lungfish) is the source of this 2299-nucleotide messenger RNA. RefSeq lists its product as uncharacterized. The coding region runs from base 97 to 786 and encodes 229 amino acids. NCBI's taxonomy places the organism in Eukaryota, Metazoa, Chordata, Ceratodontiformes, Protopteridae. The transcript has 2 exons. The record is from RefSeq and is a predicted model, not a curated record.
GGCAAGCUGAACACCAAUAAUUACACGAUAUAUGCAAACUCAGAGGCAGCCGGCUGCAACUUACUUUCCCUGCAGUUUGCCACUAAAGUCGUCUACAUGGCUAAUAGCACUAGCACUGGAAGCAGCCGAGUUAUUUCACCUUUGAUACCUGUAAGUGUGCGCUUCAUUGCAAGAACCAAGUCUUUCGACGCUGUACAGCAUAAUCUAAAGUUUGAGCUUCUGAUCUCGACUUUGCGCUUAGGGCAAAUCGACUACUAUGCAGCAUGGAUGUUUUGGGUCUCAUUAAGAUGCAUAGGUAUGGUUCCUAGAGUCUUGUUCUUUGACUGGUGGCAUAUAAUAGUGGUCCGCUUCGGCUGCUGUGGAAGUUACCGUCGCUGCGGCAUCUGUCGUGGAAUUAUGAAUAUUGUAUGUGGCUGGUGUCGGUACUUCAGACGUCCAGUGGUGCACAUACUGUACCAUUCUAAAUGUUACGGAAGAAUAAAUCUCACUGACGUAAAUGAUUCGUUGUAUGAUGGUUAUCUGAAGUAUCUUUCUGAACGUUUUGGUUCUUCACGCAUAUUAAUGAUCAUAGAUGAUCUCGAUAAUCCAGAAUUAACAAAACAAACUGUUGAGAAGAACCAGCCUACUGCUGUAAAAUGCUGUGAAAAGAUAUAUUAUCUCAAAAAGGAAGAGGAGGAAGAUAAAAAGGGAAGUGAAAGUGAACAAGAAAAGAAAACGUACAGUCACACCUGGAACAAAGAACAAAUACAGGACAUGUUUCAAUACGUCAAAAGCAAAGAUUAUUGACUACUAGAAGAGUAAAUAAUGCAUUUAUUAUCACAUGAAAAUGCUUUGAAUAAUAGAUACUUUAUUUUUCUGAGUUUAUUUAAAAGACUCUAGUAUAUAUGACAGACUUGUGGGGAAUAAUGUGUCUACUGGCUUUUGUACCAUCAGUAAUAAUUCCAGGAAAUGCAACAUACUGCUGCCUUAGUUAAUAAAUUGGUAGGCUUAUACUAACCUGAAGUAAAUCCCAUCAUGAUUAGCAGGAAGGAUAAAACACAUGAACAUAACACUAAUGCCAAAGACUGGGUCACUUCAUCGCAGCACAGGAAACAAGUGAUGUUAUGUAUGGGGAUAGCAGUUUUUGAGUCCCAAUGAGUUGCAUAUGUUAAUGGUAAAAUGGAAAGACAAAUAAGAAAUAUCUUUAAGACUAUCCUCUGCCACACAGGUUAUUUAAAAAUCAGGUUGUUCAAAACUCUGAAGUCUUAAGUUGGGUUAGGGUGAUGUUAUCAGUGUUGAACUUUUGGGUCAGGUUGAUAACCACUCAGCUGAGAACUCCCUGAUCAUUGCAAGCAACAGCAGUAGUUAAGGAUGUACUGUGGGCAUCAGUGCUUACCUGUUUAGAUUGUGGAGACCUGCCCUGUGAGGAGUCCCUAAUACAUGCAUGUAGCAUUAAUAUUCAGGAAGGUAGCAGUGCUGUGCACACUGAAUUACAUUACAUUAGCAGAUACCAGUUUUGUGAGUUAUCCUUGUUCCUACCAGAAACUGCAAACAUUUUGAAGAUCAUUAGAAUGAGGCAAGUAUUUCACUUCUUGAAAACACAGACUGUUAUACUUAGCAAGUUUUAAAGUGAGUCUGGUGAUGAAGACAAGGAAGACAGGUACUUCCUCACUUGUCUGUAAAGGUAAGUUACAGCAUUGUGAUUUACAAAAAUGAGUUCAUAUUCAACAAUCACAGGUAUUCACAAAAUAAACUCUCACAUCUGUAUUGUCUAGUAGAAAAGUGUCAUGCUAUCUAAAAUGAACUUGAAUUUUUACAUCAAGAUUUUUUUUUGCAUUUGCAGCUGUCAUUGACUUUCCUUACCUGCACACAAGUACAGCAAAUUUGUAUUUUGCAGUAUUUGAACAUAGUUGUAUUACUUCUUUAUCACAAAAAUAUUUUGUUUGCAAUUGCCAUUACCAUAUUGUAACAGGUUAUUAUAACAAAGCUGACAUAAUUUUAGCUUUGUGGCACAUUUGUACGUAUUUAGGUAUUUCUAAGCAAAACAACUGUGUCACAAACAUAGACUGUUAUUAUUAUUAUUAUUUUUGCUUUUUAACUUUAAAAGGUAAUUAAAAGUUCUUUAUCUCCUACAAAUCAAUGUCAGAUUGACUUUUCUGCUGUGGUGCUGAUAACACUGUAGCAAUGCAUUUUUUCCUCAAAUUACAGAUGGUUAUGUUACAAUGUCUUACACAUUCCUGUGUCAUCAAAACCACUGUAUUAGUAUGUGGGUUGACUUGAUAAUAAGAGAGUUCUACAAUAAACCUGUGACAGAAAAACA